Molecule: messenger RNA, 1281 nt
Organism: Saxophila tyrrhenica
Lineage: Eukaryota; Fungi; Ascomycota; Dothideomycetes; Mycosphaerellales; Extremaceae
Exons: 2
Coding region: 1-1281 (426 amino acids)
Source: RefSeq, a predicted model, not a curated record
AUGCACUCACCCCUACCAGACUCCAGCGCGCUGGAGGCCGGCAUCCUCGAGGACACGCAGCCCUCGCGCCUCUCUCGCGUCCAGGACAACGUCCGCAACCUCCUCCGCAACUCCCGUUUCAGCUCGCCAGGGCAGACAUCGCCAUUCUCCGUCCUGCCAGAACCGAACACCCCCAGGACACACCCACCCUAUCCACCGGGCGGAAUGUACGGCGUCCUCACCCCACCAGCAUCACCCACCCGAGCUCCCCGUAUGCCACGCCAGCCAGAAGUCAUUCCGAGCCCAACGGCUGAGAGCGUGAACAGCAUCAGCACGACGUCGACGUCACCUUCUGAGGCGAUACGUGGAGUACAUUUCCCGCCUUCUGGCUACCGCCACACGAUUCAGCGCAUGGCUCACCAGUCCGCUCUUUUCAACACUCGCGCGGUGGCGGCGCUCGAUCAUCCGGACUUGAGUGAUCCGAGUCUGGCGGUGUAUGCGCAGCGGAAGAGCGAGACUCGGCAACGGCGAGCGUGGAAGAAGUCGAAGAAGAGUAGAGGGGUGGUGGAGGUGGGCUCGAGUCAGUGUUUGCUUUGCGUGCUGGCGGCGUUGUUGUUAAGUGCUGUGGUCGCGACGUAUGUCGUACUCGCGACGACUUCGAGCGAUGUCACCGCGACAUUCCACAUCUUGUUCGUCCUGGGCAUAAUUCUGGCGACGGUCGUAUUUGCCCACACAGUCGUUCGCAUUUUCAUCCUGCCCAGGGGCGGGCAAGGAAGAGUGUAUGUCGUACCAGUCUCAGAGCGGAGCCAUCGACGGCGGCGGCGAGAGCAUCGUCCACCAAGCCUCAUGCCACCACUUCCAGUCGAGCCUGCGGUAUUUGUCCCAGCGACACCGAUUCCAGUACACAUGCCAACCGACGAAGUGCGUCCCGACAGCCGCGAAGCUGAGCCGACAAUCAUUGCAGACAUUGAAGUCAUCAACGGCUGGGAUAAAGACAUCGAGUCCCUCCCCAACCCUCCUCCAGCAUACGGAAGAUGGCGUGGGAGUGUGCGAGCGAAUCCUGACCUUCUGCACUGGCAGAUACUUCCAUCACCGGUCGACUCGGAUGCUCCAGAGCUUCCAUCGCCAACAUACGAGGAAGCCGUAUCGGCGCAGCGGACGGGUCCUCCAAGCUAUGUCACGCGAGAGAGUCCAGCGAGGCAGACAGAGCGUCGAGAAGUGGGCGGAGAGGCAGCUGAAGCGCGGGCGCAAUCAGCAGAGCCAGAGAUGGUCGAGGGCGCAGGCAUCGGGUUUGGCCUGUAG